GACAAGUUUUAUUCACUUAUUAUUUUAGGUGGUAGAUCAUUGGGUCUCUUGUCUAAGGACGUGAGCGCGAGCUGGCGCAGCGCUUCAUGAGUUUCGCAGGUGGUCUUGACACGACCAACCACAAAAAAAACCAACGCCAGGACGGCGUGUUCUAUCAGCCGCGAUCCCGAUCAAGCCGUGUCUACAUUGCACCUCUCGGCAUCGGAACAGUGGCUCUCUCGACACUGAAUCAUACAUCAGUGGAGAAGCACAUCUAAUCCGGAUCUUGGCCAAGAGUGGUCUCGACUGCUCAGCCAGGGGAGCGCGAGUGUCCUGUGGUGAGCAUCCCGACGAUGGGAAAGAAAUAUAGAUCUUUCCUAGGGCGUAUAGGAAGGCCUGUCGGUAUGGGACGCGUAGUCCGGCUCUUGC
Cryphonectria parasitica EP155 is the source of this 408-nucleotide messenger RNA. RefSeq lists its product as uncharacterized. Bases 87 to 257 code for a protein of 56 amino acids. Lineage: Eukaryota; Fungi; Ascomycota; Sordariomycetes; Diaporthales; Cryphonectriaceae. The record is from RefSeq and is a predicted model, not a curated record. The transcript has a single exon.